AAUAAAGCAAAAGGUAGAGGCUACAGGUUCUGUAAAGGAUUUACCAAAGUCAGGUCAUUCAAGACUCUUUACAGGAAGAGAUGAGCGUAAUAUUAUAGGAAUGCUUUUAUCUGAGAAGUGUUCUAUUGCUGUAGAUAUUUAA
This is a messenger RNA of Funneliformis caledonium, 142 nucleotides long. Lineage: Eukaryota; Fungi; Glomeromycota; Glomeromycetes; Glomerales; Glomeraceae. The record is from the annotation of a GenBank genome assembly.